Molecule: messenger RNA, 1890 nt
Organism: Camarhynchus parvulus
Lineage: Eukaryota; Metazoa; Chordata; Aves; Passeriformes; Thraupidae
Product: hematopoietic lineage cell-specific protein-like
Exons: 15
Coding region: 76-1650 (524 amino acids)
Biological process (GO): regulation of actin filament polymerization
Cellular component (GO): cortical actin cytoskeleton; site of polarized growth; plasma membrane
Molecular function (GO): actin filament binding
Source: RefSeq, a predicted model, not a curated record
CAAAGCUGACACUGGCAGCAGGUGCCUGAGCAAAAAGCAGCAAGUUUGCCAGCAGGAACUGGUGAGCCUUUAAAGAUGUGGAAAGCAGUUGUGGGACACAACGUGUCAGUGAAGGUGGAGGCCGAGGGAGACGACUGGGACACGGACCCUGAUUUCGUGAACGACAUCUCCGAGCAGGAGCAGCGCUGGGGAGCCAAAACCAUCGAGGGCUCUGGCCGCGCCGGGCACAUCGACAUCCAUCAGCUGAGGAACAAGGUAUCAGAGGAACACGAGGUCAUCAAGAAGAAGGAGCUGGAGACUGGCCCCAAGGCAUCCUAUGGCUAUGGGGGCAAAUUUGGAACGGAGCAAGACCGAAUGGAUAAGUGUGCAGUGGGACACGAAUACGUUGCUGAUGUUGGGAAGCACUCCUCGCAGACAGAUGCAGCCCAGGGCUUUGGUGGCAAGUUCGGAGUCCAGCGGGACCGAGCCGAUAAGUCAGCAGUGGGCUUUGAAUACAAGAGUGAGGUGGAGAAACACUCGUCCCAGAAAGAUUACUCCAAGGGCUUUGGUGGCCGUUACGGAGUGGAAAGGGAUAAGGUGGACAAAGCAGCUGUGGGAUUUGACUACAAGAGCCAGGCAGAGAAGCAUGACUCUCAGAAAGACUAUUCUGUGGGCUUUGGUGGGAAGUUUGGGGUCCAGAGGGAUCGUCAGGACAAGAAUGCCCUUGGCUGGGACCACCAGGAAGAAGUGCAGCCCCAUGCAUCCCAAAGAGACUAUGCCAAGGGGUUUGGAGGCCGUUAUGGGGUCCAGAAGGAUAGAGUGGAUAAGAGUGCAGCUGGCUUUGAUGAGAUGGCAGCUCCUGCCUCCUCCUAUGAGAAAACAAGACCCCUGGAGGCAGGAGCCUGCAGUGGCACCAGCAGCCUGCGGCUGCGGUUUGAGCACAUGGCGCAGUCGGCGGAGGAGGAGAGCAGGAGGCAGGCCCAGGAGGAGCGGCUGAGGCGGCAGCCCCGGGAGCACCGGCGGGCUCAGCAGCAGCAGGAAAUCCCUCCGAGAGAGAAGGAGCCCGCUGGGACUGGGGCAGCCCCUGCAGCCGUGCCAGCAGGGGGACCCAGGGGCGCUGCUGGGGACCAGCCCAUGUCACCAGGAGAGCAGGAGGCCAGAAGGGAGGAUGAAGAAGUACCACCCACUUUGCCACCAAGGCCAGCAGAUCUGGAUGUGGAGCUGUGCAAGGUCCCCAGCCAGGGUCAGCCCACCUACGAUGUAAGUUUGGAUGUUGGUGGAGACUAUGAGGAGCUGCCAGAGCCCUCUGACUACUGUGACAGCACCAGUGGAGGUGCUGAGUACGAGGAGCUGCCAGCCCCACUGGGAAAGCUGGAUGCCACCUACGACUUUGGAGGAGAUGGAGAUGAAGACUAUGAGGUGAUCCUUCCUCAGGAGCCCAGACAGAGCCAUCCCCACCUGGGGAACAUGGACCAUGCUCCUGAGGGGCAGAGCUCCGGGAUGUGCGCAGUGGCUCUCUAUGAUUACCAGGGAGAUGGAGAUGAUGAGAUUUCUUUUGAUCCUGAUGACACAAUCACGCACAUUGAGAUGGUGGAUGAAGGCUGGUGGCGGGGACAGUGCCAUGGCAGAGUCGGCCUCUUCCCAGCAAAUUAUGUGAAGCUUCUGCAAUGAAAUUAGCACAGUGCAAGCUGCUUCCCUCCCAACUUUUGCCUCUGUCAUGGUUUGACACUGGCCAAAUGCCAGACACCUGCAAAAGUCACUCAUUCACCCUCCUCUGCCACAACUUUGCAGAGGAGAGAAAAAUAUAUUGAAGGCUUUGUGAGCUAAGGACUGGGAGAAAACACUCCAAGGGCAAAAUAGGCUUGACUUAGAGGUACAAAGUGAUAUUAUUACUAACAGAGUCAGAGGAGG